AUGAUGGGCUCCCGGGCCGGAUCCGUCCUCCUCCGCCGCGCCGGCUCCCGUCUCUUCACCGCAGCGGCGGUCUCGGCGGCCUCGAGGCCAUUGCUCGCCGGCGGCAACAAAGGUGUCCAGGCAGUCAUGGUACGCCUGAUGUCCACGUCCUCCGCCGCCGCCGCUUCGGAGGCGAAGGACGAGGCAGCCAAGGCCUCCAAGGAGGGAGGGGACAAGAAGGCGGUGGUGAUCAACAGCUACUGGGGGAUCGAGCAAAACAACAAGCUGGUGCGGGACGACGGCAACGAGUGGAAGUGGACUUGCUUUAGGCCAUGGGAGACGUACACGGCUGACACGUCCAUUGACCUCACCAGGCACCAUGAGCCCAAGACGCUGAUGGAUAAGAUCGCCUACUCGACCGUCAAGUCGCUUCGCUUCCCCACGGACAUCUUCUUCCAGAGGCGGUAUGGCUGCCGGGCGAUGAUGCUGGAGACCGUGGCAGCGGUGCCUGGGAUGGUGGGCGGCAUGCUGCUCCACCUGCGCUCACUCCGCCGCUUCGAGCAGAGCGGCGGCUGGAUCCGCGCGCUGCUGGAGGAGGCCGAGAACGAGCGCAUGCACCUCAUGACCUUCAUGGAGGUGGCGAAGCCGAGGUGGUACGAGCGCGCGCUCGUCAUCACCGUCCAGGGCGUCUUCUUCAACGCCUACUUCCUCAGUUACCUCCUGUCCCCUAAGUUCGCGCACCGCGUCGUCGGCUACCUGGAGGAGGAGGCCAUCCACUCGUACACCGAGUACCUCAAGGACCUGGAGGCCGGCAAGAUCGAGAACGUCCCCGCCCCGGCCAUCGCCAUCGACUACUGGCGCCUCCCCGCUAACGCCACGCUCAAGGACGUUGUCACCGUCGUGCGCGCUGACGAGGCUCACCACCGCGACGUCAACCACUUUGCAUCGGGCGAGACCGGGUCGAAGGGUGGGUUCUGGACCAAGUGGAUGGUGGAGAGCGCGGAGGCGAGGGCCAGGGUGGCCAAGCUCGGGCUCGCCGCCGUGCUGGCUUACGGGCUGUUCGACGCCGUCACCUACACGACCUUCUUCGUUCUCGCAUUCCUCGGCUAUGGGAAAAGCACCGGCAAGAACCCUGCGGCCAAUCUCAAGGCUCUGCUCGGUAUUGUUAUCCUAAUGUGGACCGGUAACAAUGUCACAAGGCUAUUCCGUGUCGCCGGUGCAGCUACUUUGGCCCCGGUGAUCAACAAAGGCUUGAAAAGCAUUCAGGAGAAACUUAACCUUCCAAGCCAAAUGUACGCCUUUGCACUUGUGGUUGGCUCUGUGGCCUCAGUAUGCUUCACAGUUGUUGGUAUCUUGAUCCUCUCAAAGUGGGGCAAGUAA
This is a messenger RNA of Miscanthus lutarioriparius, 1359 nucleotides long. The record is from the annotation of a GenBank genome assembly. NCBI's taxonomy places the organism in Eukaryota, Viridiplantae, Streptophyta, Magnoliopsida, Poales, Poaceae.